AUGAGCAAGAGUCGUCAUAGUUCUAUGCACAAGCUUUUAGGUCCUCCUCAGAUUGUAAUGUUUGAUGGAGAAGAAUCCAGAUUUCAAAAAAGAAUUUUCAGAGAGCAUUCAACUGAUAAAAUAAAAUUUUGUUGGGAACAAUCUCCUAUUCAUAAGACUAAUGAUUUCAAUUUCCAAAAAAUCAAUUAUGUUGAUCAAAAGGAUAUGGAUGUUCAUGUUCGUAAUAGUUAUCAGUUGCCAUAAAUUUAUAAGCGUAAAAAUCAACUAAACAAUGAAUGCUUUGUUGUAUCUCCUCAACUAACUGCAGAUUCUGAGUAAAAAUUUGGGAAAUAUGCCAAACGAUACACUUAGGAUUCAGACAUAUUUUCACUCAAAAUUCCAAUGGAUAAAUAGUAUUCUCAGCACUCCUCUGCAUAUGGGCAGUUCUACUUCCAACCAGAAUUUAAGCUAACCAAAACUAAGCCUGUUUUCAAAUACCACACAGCAAAAAGUCAAAUUCUUGGCAACUCCAGACUACAAUAUAUUAAAUUAAGGCAGGAAAUGGAUUGA
Messenger RNA from Paramecium tetraurelia, 549 nucleotides. RefSeq lists its product as uncharacterized. Lineage: Eukaryota; Ciliophora; Oligohymenophorea; Peniculida; Parameciidae. The transcript is spliced from 3 exons. The record is from RefSeq and is a predicted model, not a curated record.